CUCGUGUUUUCUUCUGACAGAAUGGCGCCAAGGCAGAGGACAGCGCACGAUUCUGCAGGACGAAGACCUCACCACCAAGAUCGAAGGAGACUGGAAGAGACUCAACAUGCUGGCCCACUACCAGGUGCCCGAUAAUUCGAUCGUGGCUCUCGUCCCCAAGCAGGUGACGGCCUACAACUCGGUCAACAACUCCACCGUAUCCAGAACCUCCGCCAGUAAAUACGAGAACAUGAUCAAGUACACAGGCAGCCCGGACAGCCUGCGCUCCCGCACCCCCAUGCUGAGCCCCGACCCGGAGAGCGGGGUGAAGGUUUGGCACCUGGUGAAGAACCACGAGCACGGGGACCAGAAGGAGGGCGACCGCGGCAGCAAGAUGGUCUCCGAGAUCUAUCUCACCCGCCUGCUGGCCACCAAGGGCACGCUGCAGAAGUUUGUUGACGACCUGUUUGAGACCAUCUUCAGCACAGCCCACCGUGGCAGCGCCCUGCCGCUGGCCAUUAAGUACAUGUUCGACUUCCUGGACGAACAGGCUGACAAACACAGCAUCCACGACCCGCACGUGCGCCACACAUGGAAGAGCAACUGCCUACCUCUGCGUUUCUGGGUCAACGUGAUCAAGAACCCCCAGUUUGUGUUUGACAUCCACAAGAGCAGCAUCACCGACGCCUGUCUGUCCGUCGUGGCCCAGACCUUCAUGGACUCCUGCUCUACCUCAGAGCACCGACUGGGCAAGGACUCGCCCUCCAACAAGCUGCUCUACGCCAAGGACAUCCCCAGCUACAAGAGCUGGGUGGAGAGAUACUACUCAGACAUCGGAAAAAUGCCUGCAAUCAGCGACCAGGACAUGAACGCCUACCUGGCGGAACAGUCCCGGAUGCACAUGAGCGAGUUCAACACCAUGAGCUCCCUCAGCGAGAUCUACUCCUACGUGGGAAAAUACGCAGAGGAGAUCGUGUGUGCUCUGGAACAGGACGACGGCGCCCGGAAACAGAGGCUGGCCUACAAGCUGGAGCAGGUGGUGGCCUGCAUGAGUAUAGAGAGCUGAGGACUACAUUUCCCAGGGCGCACUGGGAAGAGACUAGACCCCGUCCGAAAACCGAGCCGUGCCUGAGUGAAGACCUACCCUCAUAUAUCCUUAUCUUCAUCAUGUUGACUUCCUCCUCUCCUCUGCUUCUUCCUCCCGUCUUCAAGACGAAGACGUCCUCCUUGGCCGACGACCCUUUAUUCUUCCACUUCCUCUUCUUCUUCAUGCUCUCGUCUCUCUCGCAGAAGAAGAAGGCCGUCCGUUGUUUUAGUUUUUCCUCAUCCGCUCUGCUGCAUAGACUAGUCGACCUAUCGGUGGUUGGGGACCCCCCCGGCCCCCGCUCUCCCCGGUGGGGGGGGGGGGCGGGGGGGGCCCUCGACUCCGCCCCCCGCAGGUUGGAGCUCCGAGGGGAGUGGAAGAGGGGGGGUUGUGGGACUGGGGGCGGGAGGGGGUGGCUGGGCUGCUUUACACGCUGGCCAUAUUGGCACACUUUAUUUUUGAAACCUGUCAUAGGUUGGAGAAAAAAAAAAAAGAAAAAAAAAACAUUUUACGUUGCCUUCCAAAAAGUGACACAAAGUCUUUGAGGAGCGGCCGAAGACGUCGACGGCUGUUGUCAGCUUUUUUUGUCAAGAACUUUCUUUUUUAAUUUUUAAGGAAUAGAGUAGUUAUGUCUAGAGUCCAGCUUACUGUAGUGCUAUACACAAUAUAUGGAAUCAAAAGAAAUAUGUCAAAGAUUAAGGACUAGCGAGUGAAACGCAAAACUAAAAGAACGGAGGGUUUCUGAGUUUACACUGUAUCUACGAUUAAAGCAUACAUAUCUGCUAGAGUUUUCAAGAGUACAAAAAGAGGCGAAGGCUGGCGUUCUUUUGCGAUGUAGCUGGAACUGUAUUUAAGUCAACGAACUGACGGGGUAGUAGAGAGAAAAGGUCUCAACGCUGCCCUUUAUUAAGAUAGUGACAAAAACCUAGAAACUUUAUAAGACCAGAGUCUCCUCAUCCCCUGUCUCCGCCUUUACGAUAUUAGCACACUGUUUCCACCCUCCUUUACAUUGGAUGACCCCCGCCCCAGUCCGGUCUCUGGUAUCACGGCUAGCUGUGAAGGGAGCCUUUGUCCGGUGAACAGAACCAGAGGGUCCGAGGCGGUACCGAGGUGGAACCUCUGAGAGAAGCACACAAAAAUCAACUCUGGAACCUAGCGCCGGGGGCCGCUGGUCCAAUUAAACCGAGAGCCUCUUCCUAGCACUCGCGUUGUCCAAACUGCGACGGCGUAUCAAAGCACACGAGAAGAAAAAACACACAAACACACGCGUAAACACACAGAGCAGCUGCCCAACACCCUGACAUUCUGUCGACGUCUACUUUGCCUGUGGAAGAGGGAGGGAGGGAGGCGUCACUGGGAAAGCUAACACGAGAAUACGAAAAAAAGACUGUUGGCACGACUGUGGAACUUGAAUUGACAGGUUCUACCUGAGCGUAGCCGCUGGAGUGCUGCCUGUAAGGGGUUCUGCUCGGGGGGGAAAGCACGUAUUUUACACAAUGCUGUUGUGAAAUGACUUGUGGGGAGAUAGCGAACAAGAUGGACUUUGUUGGUCAGCCAAAACCAAAGGAGCUUGAUAUUUUCUUUUUUUUUCUUUAUUUUUAAAUGGUCAAAAAAUGUGUGUGUUGUCAAGUUCCACGAAGGAAAAUUAUGAAUAAAGACUUUGUGGAAGACAGCUUACUACCCCAACAACGAAAAAAGAAAAUUUCUGACCAGAAGUUGAAAAAAAAGAGCAAAAACCUGUGUGAUCAUUCUGACCUCAGUGUGCUGAGAGCAGAGGCCUUUCAAUGAGUCUCUGUCUCCCCCUUCCAUCCAAGGUCUCUCUCUCUCUCUCUCUCUCUCUCUCUCUCUCUCUCUCUCUCUCUCUCUCUAUGUCUCUCUCUCUCUCUCUCUCUC
Messenger RNA from Gadus morhua (Atlantic cod), 2956 nucleotides. RefSeq names its product plexin-A4. NCBI's taxonomy places the organism in Eukaryota, Metazoa, Chordata, Actinopteri, Gadiformes, Gadidae. Gene Ontology annotation, biological process: regulation of cell migration; semaphorin-plexin signaling pathway. Gene Ontology annotation, molecular function: semaphorin receptor activity. Gene Ontology annotation, cellular component: semaphorin receptor complex; plasma membrane. The transcript has 7 exons. The record is from RefSeq and is a predicted model, not a curated record. The coding region runs from base 107 to 1045 and encodes 312 amino acids.